AUGACGGAGGCAACUCAGGAACCAGCCUGGCAAAGGACUCCAGCGACCACCUGGGAGGCGUGGGCAACACUCCAGAAGCAGCGACAGGUGGCCCACAGCGAUGUGAGCGAUUCCGUUGCAAGUCGCCUCCGGCAGGAAGCGCAACAAGGCGGGAGAAGCCAGGCUGAUUCGCGCGAGAAUGCAAAAGAUUGGUUGCUGCAAGAGCAAGAAGCGGCAUGUAUUUCUGGGAAGGCAGCCGCCGGUGGGGUGGGGAGUGAAGUUUUAUUUACGGGCCGGCGAGGGAGUUUUAAGCAGGGCUGGGCCAAGGCCGGAGUAAAGUUGGGACUGCGCAGUCUGGAGGAAACGAGCACNGACCCGAAUAAACCUCGGGGCAAAAUGUCCUCGUACGCUUAUUUCGUGCAGACCUGCCGCGAAGAGCACAAAAAGAAGCACCCGGACUCUUCGGUCAACUUCGCCGAGUUCUCCAAGAAGUGCUCCGAGCGAUGGCGGACAAUGUCUGCAAAAGAGAAGUCAAAGUUUGAAGACAUGGCAAAGGGUGACAAAGCUCGUUAUGACAGAGAAAUGAAAAACUAUAUUCCUCCUAAAGGGGAGAAGAAGAAGAAAAAGGACCCAAAUGCCCCCAAACGGCCACCAUCAGCUUUCUUUCUUUUCUGUUCUGAACAUCGCCCUAAGAUAAAAAGUGAUAUUCCAGGCUUGUCUAUUGGAGAUACAGCCAAAAAAUUAGGUGAAAUGUGGUCUGAGCAAACAGCUAAGGACAAACUCCCUUUUGAGCAGAAGGCGGCAAAGCUCAAGGAAAAAUACGAGAAGGAUAUCGCAGCAUACCGUGCCAAGGGUAAGAGUGAAGUAGGGAAGAAGGGUCCUGGUAGGCCAGCAGGUUCCAAGAAGAAGGCAGAACCUGAAGAGGAGGAGGAGGAAGAAGAUGAGGAAGAUGAAGAAGAGGAGGAGGAGGAAGAGGAAGAUGAAGAGUAAAGUUAUAACCUGCUGUAAAGAUUUGUGCUCAGAUCCAUGAUUUUGCUAAGAAUGUGAAGUCAAGUGCAGCUCAUUGUUAGCUUCAGUAUAAAAACUGUACAGAAUUGUGUAUAGGUAAUGUGAUUUUCUGUAGGGAGGCGUGUAUUCUAAUGUAAGUAGUAGCAAAAGGCCACUACUUCUAGAUUUUUAAAACCUGUUCUGGCAUAUUUAAUGGUUCUUUGAAGUGACUGAUUUUGAGCAAAGUAAAACAGUAGUAGUCAAAUUCAACCUUGUCCUGCAUACUAUUGCAUUGUAUUACUUUUUUAAAACAAUUUUGUAAUAAAAUGAUGUACAUUAUUA
Pogona vitticeps (central bearded dragon) is the source of this 1308-nucleotide messenger RNA. The record is from RefSeq and is a predicted model, not a curated record. Lineage: Eukaryota; Metazoa; Chordata; Lepidosauria; Squamata; Agamidae.